Molecule: messenger RNA, 2289 nt
Organism: Alexandromys fortis (reed vole)
Lineage: Eukaryota; Metazoa; Chordata; Mammalia; Rodentia; Cricetidae
Gene: Zpbp
Product: zona pellucida binding protein
Exons: 17
Coding region: 1-1560 (519 amino acids)
Biological process (GO): binding of sperm to zona pellucida; acrosome assembly
Cellular component (GO): acrosomal vesicle; zona pellucida receptor complex; extracellular region
Source: RefSeq, a predicted model, not a curated record
AUGGUUAAGUCUUUCAUUCAGCAUGAGGUCCUGGACACAGUAUAUCCAAAACAUGAAAACUCUGGGGCACAAGAUUGUUCUCCUAGCUUUGGAAUCUCUGACAAGCCACUUCGGUUCUGGCGGGUUCCCUCAGGGGUGCGGUGGCCUCAAAGGCAAAGGAGCCCCUUGCGGAUCGACAUCUCCUGCCUCCCGUGCACUCCCCAAGCCAGCUCCCAGGCUAGCACACCUCCCGCAGACGGCCCGAGCGGAAGCGGCGGCGUGUCCGUCGGUCCGUCCUUCCGGCCCGCCGUCCGCCAACUUCCGGCGGCGGGUGGGCGCGCGCCAGGUAACGACCUUCGGCGCCGAGGCUCGGCUGGCGGCGGCGUGUGGAUGGAGGCCUUGGCCCCGGGCCGGGCUCCGCGGGGCCGGCGGCGGGCCGGGACUGAGGGCUCCGCGCUCUGGGCGCUGUCGGUGGCCGCCGUCCUGCUCUCCGCCUUGCUGCGGGCGCCCCCUGCAGUUGGACAUUUGGCUCGAUUGCCAAGAAGUUUUCGCUUGACUCAAGAUUCACUGAAAAUAGUUGGAUCAUCACAUUUUCCUGUGAGCGUAUAUGUCAUGCUCCAUCAAAAGAGUCCACAUGUGCUUUGUGUAACUCAGCGACUGAGAAACACUGAACUGGUAGACCCAUCAUUCCAAUGGCAUGGGCCAAAAGGAAAAAUUGUUUCAGAAAACACCACUGCACAAGUGACAUCCACAGGAAGUCUCAUAUUUCAGAACUUUGAGGAGACCAUGACUGGGGUUUAUACAUGUUUCCUCGAGUACAAACCGACUGUGGAAGAAAUUGUUAAAAAUGUUCAACUGAAAUAUGUUGUUUAUGGGGCUCCUUCAGCCAAGAACUCAAUUAGAUGUAAGCCAAUUCUGGUACCAGAGGCAUCAUUUCAUGCUUAUCGUGAACCUCAUUUUUAUUACCAGUUCACAGCACGGUACCACGCGGCUCCCUGCAAUAGUAUCUAUAACAUUUCUUUUGAGAAGAAACUUCUUCAGAUUUUAAGUAAACUGGUUCUUGACCUUUCCUGUGAGAUUUCCUUGCUGAAAUCUGAAUGCCACCGUGUUAAAAUGCAGAGAGCUGGUCUGCAAAAUGAAUUAUUCUUCACAUUUUCAGUUUCAUCUAUAGACACUGAAAAAGGACCCAAGCCAUGUACAGACCAUAAUUGUGAAUCUUCCAAAAGAUUAUCUAAGGCUAAAAAUCUCAUAGAGAGAUUUUUUAAUCAGCAAGUAGAAGUCCUGGGCAAACGUAUGGAGCCACUGCCUGAAAUAUACUACAUUGAAGGAACACUUCAAAUGGUGUGGGUUAACCGCUGCUAUCCUGGUUAUGGGAUAAAUUUCCUGAAACAUCCAAAGUGCCCUGAGUGCUGUGUUACUUCAAGAAGUGUCGAUUCUACACAGAUUUUCUGGUCGCAGGAUGAUUACUCUAAAUUACUUAAUCUUCCAAGAUGGUAUCUUUCUCGUUCUGUGUUAAAAUACCCAUUUGCCUCAUCUUGUCAGGAGCUGGUGCUCUCAUCCCAUUUCGCAGAUGCACACUGAGUUGCAAAGAGAGGUGACAACCUUCUCUCCCAACCCCCUUCAACCAUCAUGAUGUACUGCUGAGCCACAUGGAGCGAAGCAACCAUGAGAGAAACAUCUAAAGCCGGAAGAAGAAAGUAUAUAUCCGAAACAGCUGUGAAAAGUGCAAAUGAUGUACCAAAGGAGCAGUGUCUGGUUCAAUAACAAUACCAAUCUCAUUACUGAGGAUACGCAGUGCAGAGAGCUGAGCCUCAUCCACGUCUGUCUUAUGUAUGAUGGAUCCCAUUGCCAAGGGAAAUAGGAAGAGUGGGCCCCAUACCCUGGAGCUGUACUUCACCAUGUCUCAUGUGGAGAGAAGAGGCAAGUUGGCCUCUAUGCUGACUCCUAUUUGUCCUUGGUGAGAAAUGAAAAUGGUAAAGGAGGCCUGGAUCACAGCGUGGAGGUGCUGCUGCAGCUCAGCAGGGUUUUAUUAUAGAGCCUUGGCUGUCCUGGCGCUCAUUGUGUAAGCCAUACUGCCCUCGGAGUUACAGGCAUUCACCUGCUUCUGCCUCACAAUGACCAACCAACCCAACAUGAAGACUUCUUAAGAGGACCCUACUCCAGGCGAAAACCUUCAUCUGGUGAUGGAUGGAGAUAGAGACAGAGACCCACACUGGAGCACUGGACUGAGCUCCCAAGGUCCCAAUGAGGAGCGGAUGGAGGGAGAACAUGAGCAAGGAUGUCAGGACCACGAGGGGUGCACCCACCGAC